AUGGCCGCAUCUGAUGAGCAGCCUGCGAGGGACGAGGCCUCGAACCCUGAGCUCGACGUCAAGAAGCUGCACGCACUUCCCACUGAACAGCAAGACCUGUACCUCCUAACUUUCACGUCCGACCUUGCGCGCCAUGUUGACUCGCUCGACGCCGAUGGUGCCUCUGCGCAUCAAAUCUACAUCAAAAAGGAGCUGUUCCAAGUCAUCAAUCUGGCCUCGCCCGCGCCCACGCGAGUGAUUCGAAACAACUUGGGACGAGCAUUCGCCGGCAUACUAGGCAAGGGAGACCGCAAGCUUCUCUUCGAAUCGAUCAACGAGUGUGUCAGCAUACUCAAUGGAGUAGGUAAGAGCGAGAAGGAUGUCAGGGCGAAGCAUGCUGCGACGCACUGUCUGGGCUGCAUAUUCGAGGCUGCGGGAGACAGCGCAAUCAACCUGGCACCAGUAGCCGCAAUGUCUCUGCUACGUCUAAUCAAGUUUGCGCAAAAUUAUACCGGGCUGAGGGCGGCUAUUUUCAAGGCAGUGGGGAAAGUGUUCAAGGGCAUCACUCCCUCAGCAGAGGAGAAUGUCGCAAGAGAUGCAUGGAAGCAGGCCCGGAAUGCGUGUACUGGAGACAAGUCGUUACUCGUGCAGUCAAGCGCAUGCUUCUGUCUCGAGCAGCUGAUCAGGUACACCGCCCUAUUCGACAAUGCGACCGACUUCGACAAGCUACAGACAGCCGCGUGGAAGGCUAUCGACAGUAGCUCGGCUACGCUACGCCAUGCCGCCGCUUCAGCUGUCUCCGCCGCACUUGUCAAGAACUACUCUGAGACUGCUACGGCAGAGGAUCCAAUCAUGGGCAUAACGCGAGUGGGCACUGGCGCUACGAAGAAGAAGAACAAGAGAAUGUCGACCAUCGAUGGUGGCGAUGACGAUAUCAUGGAGCGACCGGAGUCACCUGCGCCCAAGAAAUCGGCUGCGAAGAUUACUUUUACUAUCGCAACUAUCCUGAAACUUCUCUCGACACAAUACUGCCGACCUUCUACGACCCAUCGCGCAAGAGCUGGUAUCGCUGUCUGUUAUAUGAAGGUGCUGCGCGGCUUGGGAGAGCAGAUUGUCGAAUCGAAGUACUCUGAGAUUGCACAAAGUCUGUUCAAUGACAUUCUCUCCAGUCAAGUCAUCACUCAAAACCGAUAUCGCACCCUUAGCGCUCGCAAGUAUGUGGCAGUCAUCCUGGAAACCGUCAUUGGCCGUGAGAUGCUUGGAGAAUCUGGACAACUCAAUGCCGCAAGAUUCCUUGUCAACGAGAUUCUGAAGGACUAUCCACAGGCCCUGAAGGAGCGACCGGAGCCGUCAAAACAGACUCUGAUCGGGGCACUCAGCACCCUAUCAGCUCUCUUCGACAGCCUAGGAUCUGCUUCAAACGUCAUUGCAGAUCAUUCUCGAGAUGCGCUUAUCCAGAUCCUACAGCACCCAAGCUACACCGUACAAGUGCAUGCAUCGUCCUGCAUACGAUCUUUCGUUCUUGCUUGCCCGCUUCAACUUUUGCCCGCCGUCACGAUAUGCAUGAACAGCGUCAAUCGAGAGCUUGGUCUGCUUGGGAGUGGAAGACAGUCACCUAGGAAGUGCGUCGGUCUCGCAAACGGUCUUUCUGCAGUGCUGAGCACAUCAACCUCGCAGCCAUUGCACGGUUCUGUGGACGUGAAUUCGCGAGUCCUCUCACAGGCAACGACAUUACUCAAGUCUGCUGGCAACUCAGAUGUGAGGAUCUCGGCUACGCAAGUUCAAGUUGCUUGGAUCUUAAUCGGUGGACUAAUGACACUCGGACCAAACUUCGUCAAGAUACACUUGUCGCAGUUGCUUCUUCUCUGGAAAAAUGCACUACCAAAGCCGCUCAACAAGGACAACAUGGUCCAAAGAAACGUUUUCGAGCUCAGCUAUCUGUCUCAUGUGCGCGAGUGUGCCCUAGGUUCAAUAUCGACUUUUCUGGAGUUCAACAGCAGGCUCCUGACGCUGGACGUUACGAAGCGAUUAGCUGCGAUGCUCCAGAACACGACGAUGUUCCUGAACACGCUACCAGUUAAGAAAACCACCGACGAUGUUUCGCAACGCUUGUCUCCUGCACUGCAGCUGCACGACUUUGAUCUCAUGGUCCGGAGAAGAGUGUUACAGUGCUACACUAAGCUCGUAGACCUUACGCCUGCGAGCAGCAACGAGGUCCUGCUACAGACCAAUCUGCUUUCUUUUGCCGUGGCCAAUUUUGCAGAUCCGGACAACUACACCACCAGUUCUUUCAGUACGGCCAUCGCAAGUGCUGCAGGCUCAUUUGAGAGCAUCUGGGAGGUCGCAGAUAACCAUGGCUUUGGCGUGACUGGUCUGGUGCGAGGCUUCGACAUCAGAUCCUUACCAGGGGAGCACGAUAGCAGCAAUGGACACCACUGGUUGGUAAGACAUGGCUCAGAAGCUAUCAUUGAUCGUACACUGCUCUCCCCAAUCUGCGGCGCACGCGAACAUGAUUCGAUAUCGUUGUACAACACUCUCUCCCAAGACUCCACAGAGCUUCCAGAUCCUCCAGCCACCGAGGUUGUGAACUCCGCACUGCGGCUGUUUGCGAUCUGCUUGCCUCUACAGACGCCAAAGGUCCAAGAAAGUAUUCUGGAGCAGAUGACAUCGUUCCUGUCAGCUGGAAGUCUGCAGCGCGACGUUAACAGAAGAACCGCCAUGAUGGUAAACAUUGCGUACGGUUUAUUAUCUGCACUCAAGGUAGCUGUGAAAGAGACACGCUCUACUUCCGGUAGCCUGAAAGGUGCAGCAGUGGAGAAGGUCAUGCAAGAGCUUCUACAUAUGUUCGUCAUUCUACCUGACCCGUUUAUUCGUAGGCUGGCUGGCGAGGCCCUAGGCCGUCUCUGCAGCAGUUCAGGGAACGCCCUAACGCGCAGUGAGGUCAACUAUCUAGUCGAUCAGAUUGUUGCGAACCGUGAGCCAUUCGCUCGUUCAGGUUAUGCUUACGCACUGGGCUGCAUCUUGUCCCAGCUCGGUGGCAUGGCUGCCAGUUAUCACCUGAAGAACAUACUCGGGAUUCUCAUGUCCCUUGGCAACGAUCCUCAUCCUAUCGUACACUUCUCCGCCAUCGAUAGUCUCUCGCGGGUGGCAGACUCUGCAGGCCUAUCGUUUUCCAGUCAUGUCACUAGCACCCUUGGCAUGUUAGCACAGCUUUACGCUGCGGACUCCCACAACGAAGAGGCUGCGUCGCUAGCUUCAUCCAACAUCGAGAUCGACCUUCCAACACCAGCCGUCAUUGCGCGAUGCAUAGACAGUACCAUCAAUGUUCUUGGCCCAGACUUGCAAGAGAUGGCCAAGGCACGGGACAUGAUCAUGACGCUGAUUGGUCUCUUCGAGAAAGAGCCCGACGAGUUAGUGAGAAUUGAGGCUCUUCGCUGCCAGGAACACGUCUCGCUCUAUGCACCUGGCCAGAUGCGUUUCACACACUACGUAAAGCACUUGCAACACUCACUAGAAAAUCCGUCGACGCAGAUUCGCGAUAUGGCAGUUGAUGGUCUUCACAACCUUAUGAGACGCAAUACCGAAGAGAUCAUCCGUGCGGCUGACCCUGGUUUGGAAGAUGCACUAUGGCAUGUCCUUGACAGACAACCUGAUCAACAGGUCGUGCGGAACAUCCUGCGUAAUUGGCUCCAUCAAACCGGGUUAACAGAUACUGCGGCAUGGGUGCAGCGUUGCCACUCGGUACUGACCAAGACAAAGAAGGUUGAAGCACAAGAAGUGAUUGAAACCAAGCCAAAAGCUGGCGCAACAGAUUUACAAGAUGAAGAAGUCGCUGGUUUUGCUGCUGCUGCGAAUGCACCUGGUGCUGAGGUCGGUCAAGCUUCGCAGACAAGUCAAGAGCUUCUCAAGUGGCAAGUACGAACCAUUGGCAUGGACCUCUUGAGUGAGUUGGUAGCUAUGGUCAGCAAGGAGGCCGCUUUCCGAGAAGAGUCGCCAUGUGUCCUUGCUUUGCAGCACAGAGUCGCUGACGUUGUGCGCAUCGCGUUUUCUGCGUCCACUGCUGGGGUCGUUCAGCUGCGGAUUCGUGGUCUGAAGAUCAUUGAUCAGGUUUUGAAGCUAUUCGGCAAGACUCCGGACCCUGACUUUGCAGAAGUCACUCUGCUUGAGCAGUAUCAAGCGCAGAUCGGUUCCGCACUCACCCCAGCCUUCGCAGCAGACUCGUCACCAGAACUUGCAGCAGAGGCUAUCAACGUGUGCGCAACAUUCAUCGCCACAGGUAUCGUUACGGACGUGGACCGUAUGGGUCGCAUCCUCAAGCUUCUUAUCUCGGCGCUUGAGAACUUUUCAAGUGAGACGGAGACCGCGGCCAUUGGUGAUCUCCGAGGAUUGAGCUCGAACGCAGCUGUCAUGGUUAAGAUGUCAGUUUUCUCGGCCUGGGCAGAGCUUCAGAUCGCCAGUACUGAACAGACCUACUUGGUCGACGUUCUGAGGCCGCACAUCGCAAAACUUACACCAUUGUGGCUUGCAUCUCUGCGAGAGUACGCUCGUUUAAGAUUUGAACCUGACAUCUCAUCUUCGAUGGGUUCUACAUCGUUGUCCGGGAGUCUCGAUACUAUUUACGCCGCGUUGAACCGCGAGACGUUACUGAAGUUCUAUCAGGAAUCGUGGCUCAACCUUGUUGAUGCUAUUGCCAGCUUGAUUGAUGAAGAUAGCGAGUUCGUCUUCGAUGCUCUCGAUGGUAAGACCGAGUUCUCCGAGCCGCAAACGCCUGCCAAAGCAGACCACAUCAACUACCGAGAUGAGCCUGUGGCUUUCUUCUUCGUACUCUUUGGAUUGGCAUUUGAGGCUCUAGCAGGACGUCCAGGUGAUCUGCAAGCUUCGAAGGAGCAGAUUUUAGAGAUCCUCCAGGCUCUCAAGAAGAUUUUACGACCAUCAGUAUCUGGCCAGGCUAUCUACCAGGAAGUCAUAUUUUCUGAAACGAUGGACAUGCUGGAUCGCCUCGUACUCACCGAAGGCCUGACUGUGCAAACAGUGAUCGUGGAAAUCGCCAGGAACCUGUGUCUCGGACAUCCAUCUGCUAGGAGGGACCGAGGAGCACCUGGUGAUGAUCAUCUUUCAGAGGACAUCGAUCAGUUAUUCGAACUGACAAAGAUAAUGGUAUUGGUCCUUUCUGGUUUGGUACCCGGAAUGGAAGACAGCAGCUCCAAAGCUCGUCACGAGCUGAACGAAGAAGCCGUCGCCCUUCUGACGACUGCACUCGCUGCGCUGGUUGAUGCUGCUCAGGUCUUCCCUGCAAUCAUCAAAGCUGAUCUGCACGCUUGCAUACUACACAUCUUCGCCACUAUCUUUGGUACCGGGGCUUGCCAGGCGACAGUUGUGCCGCAAGCACUACCCAUUUUCAAGCGCUUUGUCACCAGCCUGACUCGCGAUGCUGAGGCUACAGACGAUACCAGCAAGCAAGUACGCGCAACGCUGACACGGUUCCUCACCAUCAUGCGGCACGCACAACAACGAGAAUUCGACGCCGCGCUUGCUUGCGAGAAGAACAUCAUCCUAGCAACAACAAUUCUUGUGAGCUCAGCAUCAUCGGCCUUCGCGUCUAACGACCCUCUCAUCAAGUUGUUCAUUGAUAGUCUUUUCGAUUGUCUCGGUACCGUGACAACAUCCAAGGUUGCUGUCGGUUGUUGCCGCUCUCUCGUUCUUAUUCCGAAGAAGGGCGCUUUCGAAUCCAGCAUCGCCGCUUUGAUCCUCCCACAGAUUCUUUCUUUCCUUGCCAACCCCUCGGAUAUUGAGGGCCUUGAGGAGUCACGCACCCUCCUUGCUCAAACUCUCGUCACUUUCAUCUCUACCCUGCCAACAACAGAGCAGAGACAACUCGCAUCUAAGGUCGUCAUUCCUGCGCUUCUGGCGCGCGUGCAACAGGACGCGAAGACUGGCCAAGAGACGGCGGGCAGGUUGUUAGAAAUUGCGCAGGCAGACCAGGAAGCGUUCAAAGGCGUGGUCGCCGGGCUGAGUGCGGAGCAGAGGGACUUUUUGCAAGGCGUAUUGAAGAGUGGGCAGGGGCAGAAGAAGGAGGUUAAGAGGGAGGAAGAAGGUGAGCCGACGAUUGCGUUGAAGAUGAACUUUGGGUCUUGA
Molecule: messenger RNA, 6114 nt
Organism: Ascochyta rabiei
Lineage: Eukaryota; Fungi; Ascomycota; Dothideomycetes; Pleosporales; Didymellaceae
Exons: 6
Coding region: 1-6114 (2037 amino acids)
Biological process (GO): retrograde transport, endosome to Golgi; endocytosis; intracellular protein localization
Cellular component (GO): Golgi apparatus; endocytic vesicle; membrane
Source: RefSeq, a predicted model, not a curated record